Molecule: messenger RNA, 1280 nt
Organism: Anopheles funestus (African malaria mosquito)
Lineage: Eukaryota; Metazoa; Arthropoda; Insecta; Diptera; Culicidae
Product: mitochondrial fission process protein 1
Exons: 4
Coding region: 316-774 (152 amino acids)
Biological process (GO): mitochondrial fission
Cellular component (GO): mitochondrion
Source: RefSeq, a predicted model, not a curated record
CGCAGCCCGUGUUUUGACAGCCAGCCAUCACACAGCUGAUAGAAAACCGUUUUGCACGCGAAAAAGCGCUGUAACACGAAGGAAAAUCUUGCGCGGCAUUUUUGUCACGUGCUGGCUGAACGGGUUCAAUGUUAUGUAAACAAAAGCAUUGAUCGGGAGUGUGACGGUGCAUUUGCUCAAGUGUGGUGCUGAUUAUCACCCAGGUGAUAAGAGGUUUUGUCGAGUGGUUAAGUUUUUUUUUGCAACGCUAAUUUGCUGAUUAAUACGGCGGCGUUCCGGAACCGCGGAGGCGUUAUAUAGGCCAAUCUCAGAACGAUGUCAAUUACCGAGAAGGAUCUGUAUCGGGACACCCCGGUGCGCUAUCUAGGAUAUGCGAACGAGAUCGGAGAAGCAUUCCGACCGGUGAUCAAGAAGAUCUUUGUGCACGCUAGCUAUGCUGUGGCGAUCAGUUACGUACUGGCGGAUACGGCUGAUAAAUCAAAGAAACAAUACGAUAAACCGGAAAUACUAGGUGGAGGAUUCCGCGGUGCUGCGGUUGCAUCUGGCGAUACUCUGCUAUGGCAAAUGUUUGCCUCGGUCAUCAUACCCGGAUUCACCAUCAACCGAAUUUGCUGGUUGUCAAAGGCUGCCUUAAAAGCGAACAAGGUAAAGGGACCGGUUGCCAAAUGGGGACCAACCAUGCUCGGCUUGCUGGCCAUUCCGUUCAUCAUCCAUCCGAUCGAUAAUGCGGUUGAUUAUGCGAUGGAUAACACCUACCGAAAGUAUGUUAAGUAAUGCUCAUCUGCACGAUGUCGUGCGGCGCGUCACGAGCGUUGUGUUCCGAAUGAUAAUGAUGGAUAUUAGCCAAGCUAGACGGAAGAGAACAAAAGCGAUACAAACAAGCACAGACGGAGUACGAUUUCGCACAAUAGUUUUAGAUUCAGAUGGUGCCAGUUACAAACGUGGUGCGGGUUACUAUUUUCUGCUUUACGAGCGAACCAGUUAAAGAUAAACGGUACAACACGUAGGUGCUGCUGUGUUGUGCAUUGUUAGUUCAUAUUCUUUAGACGAUUACAAAUAUACAUUUGAGACACUAAUGUUUGUUACACUACUUCACUGUGAUAGGAACAAGACGAUUAGCUGCGCAGUUGCAAAGUUUCAUUACGUGAGGGAGGUUCUGUUAGGCAGGUAAAGGAAAACGACUCAAUUACACUAUAUGCAGUAUGGAUGGAAAAUUUAAAACGGUGCUAAAACGGUUACUCAAAAGUCACAAUAAUAAAACUGCAAUAUCUUGCCUCAAA